Molecule: messenger RNA, 2120 nt
Organism: Ziziphus jujuba (common jujube)
Lineage: Eukaryota; Viridiplantae; Streptophyta; Magnoliopsida; Rosales; Rhamnaceae
Product: BTB/POZ domain-containing protein At2g04740
Exons: 5
Coding region: 43-1857 (604 amino acids)
Cellular component (GO): ubiquitin ligase complex; cytoplasm
Molecular function (GO): protein binding
Source: RefSeq, a predicted model, not a curated record
ACAUAUACACCAAGUUUUUUGUUCGGUCCGAACACCGACCCAAUGCCACCAAGGCGAAGCUCCUGGACCAUCGACCCGGACAUCGACGGAAUCGACCUUGACGCUUCCGAUUUCGCCGCCUCCGUCCCGCUCAAGAAGGUCCCAAACGGCGACGUUUUCGAGGCCUCGCGUGCCGGCGAUGUCGAUCGUCUCCGAUAUCUCCUCGAGUCCGGUGUCAACGUCAACGCUCGCGACCAGUGGGACUCGGUGGCGCUCUACUAUGCCUGCCUCGCCGGACACCUCGACGCCGCGCGUAUGUUGCUGGAGAGCGGCGCCAUUUGCUCCGAGCACACCUUUGACGGCGACCGGUGCCAUUACGCGGCGCUGAACUUGAAGGUCAGGAAGCUGUUGAAGGCGUUCGAGGCCAGACCACCGCCUCUGGGACCUUUGCAGGCGGCUCUCAGAGAGACCUUCUUGCGGUGUGGUGCUAACAGGGCCUACUUGGAGCAGGCUGAAAAUAAUGGUCAGCUCCAAAUUUCGGGUUUUUCAUCAAGUUGCGCCUCCAAUUCCAACCACUUCCCUCCAGAUGUGGUAUUUUUUGUGCAAGGUAGGCCUGUUGAAGCUCACAGAUUCAUAUUGAGUGCUCGGUCGCCAUUCUUUAAGAGAAAGUUUGAGACCGAUUGGAGACAUCGCAAAGAAGUAAGAUUUGCUAGGGAAAAGUUAUCAUAUCCUGCUCUUUAUAGCCUCAUCCAUUUCUUUUAUUCAGAUAGACUAGAGAUUUCAGUGGAUGAUAUGGAGGAUCUUGUGAGGAUCUGCAAAGUAUGUAAAUGUGAAUCUUUGCAAAGGAUUAUUGAGAAAGAACUUAUUCAUCAAAAGUAUGCUGAGUACAAAGCAUUGGGAGAUGUCGACAAUGCUCAGAAACGGUUCAUCUUACAGGGUGUGUCCCUUCCUGACGAAGACCGGCUUCCUGGUGCAUUGAACCAGAUCCUUCAAAUUUCCCUUGCCAAUUCCACCAGGGAACCUAUCAUAGAAAAUGGCAUUUCAGAAUUAGUAUCCUGCAUUGGUACAAUGCAUAUUGGUAAUUUUGUAGAUGAUCUUGCAGAUGUUUGUGUUAGAAUUGAUAAAAGGAUUUUCCGUUGCCACCAAGUGGUUUUAGCAUCAAGGUCAGAAUACUUCAAGGCAAGAUUAUCUCGGGUGAAGGAUUUUCAUGAGGGAAAAGAUGGGUUACCCAUUGAUACCCUUCCAUGUCUUGAAGAACAUGAUUUAAGCAUGGAAGCAUUUGAAAAAAUGAUCGAAUAUAUGUAUACUGAUGGUUUGAAGGAUAUAGACCCUCAUCAGGCUGAGGAAAUGUUUGAUGCUGCUUCUAGAUACUUACUAUUUCCUCUUAAGCGUGCUGUAGCUGAUGCUCUGCUGCCGCAUUUGGAAAUGGUUUCACCUGCAGAACUAUGCCAUUGGCUGAUAUUAUCAGACAUGUAUGGUGUUCUGAAGAUCCGUGAGUAUUGUUUAGACACAAUAGCUUGUAACUAUGAGACAUUUGCUGAUAGUCGUGAAUUCCGAGCAAUGCUGUUGACACUGCCACCACCAUCUGGAGACUCUUCACUUCGAACCACAGUUCCAAGUGCUCCUGGAGCUGAGGUCAAUACAGACCAAGUCAAUCUUCUCGAUGAUCUAAGAGAAAAAUGGCUUGAAGCUGAAGCUGCUGAGCUUGACAAGAGGGAUGAGAGUGCAUUACUAUUUGACAAGCGCCUUGAGAUGCUUAUGCUUGUUGCAGAACAGGAAAAAUCUGAUGGAGGUCUGUCUGACGAUAUUCAGGAAAGACCUAUAACAUCUGAAUUCCCUCCUGCUGCCACCUUUGUGCCAAGUGAAGAACAUAAAUAGAAAAUUUAGGUCUGUUCAAUUUUGUUGUUUCCAAAAAUAUAUUAAUGAAUACGAGUUACUUAGGUUGAACUUUGCUACUGCGGAGGUAUUAUACAUCUGAGAGUGCUCUAGUUGGCUUUUUUUUUUUUUUUUUCGUUGAGCUGUAACUUAAGUUGCUCGAGCAUCCAAUAAUUGCUACAUUUAUUAAUUUGUUUGUUGUUAUCUGUAAUGGACUGCUGAAUUGUAAAUUUCUUUUGAAUGUAUACUUCUUGAUGUUCUCUGUC